UGCCCCGCGCGGCGAGGACUCGGGCCGCUGCCGCCAUCCCGCUGGCGAGAGGGAGAGAGAGAGGCCCGCCCGCUCACCGGCCGGGCCAGUGUGGGCCAGUGCGUGAGGGCGCUGGGGGCCGUGUCAGCGAGACCCAGAGCGCAGCCGCCACCACCAAACGGACAUGUUGGAGUCCAGCGCCGCCGCCGCCUCUUUUUCCUCAUCCUCCGAACGGGACUGAAAGGGGGCCCGCCACCCCUCCGCCUCUGCCCCUGCCUCAGCCGCCCGCCUCGCCGCCUCGUCUCAGCCCCUUUCUGCCCGACCUCUAGCUUCGCCGCUCGUCGCCUGCCUCAGCCCCGGCCGGUUUCCCGGCCCCGCUCAGCCGCGGCGCGAGGUCUAUGUGACCGGCGGGCCCGGAGCAGCCGCCGCCGCAACGCGAACAUGGACGCCGUCAACGCCUUCAACCAGGAGCUCUUUUCACUUAUGGAUAUGAAGCCUCCCAUCUCUCGAGCCAAGAUGAUUCUCAUCACAAAAGCUGCUAUUAAAGCCAUUAAGCUUUAUAAGCAUGUAGUUCAAAUAGUAGAAAAGUUCAUCAAAAAGUGUAAACCAGAAUAUAAGGUUCCGGGAUUAUAUGUAAUCGACUCAAUAGUGCGACAGUCUCGUCAUCAGUUUGGAACUGAUAAAGAUGUUUUUGGGCCAAGAUUCUCUAAAAACAUAACCGCCACAUUCCAGUAUUUGUAUCUUUGUCCAUCUGAAGAUAAGAGUAAAAUAGUUCGUGUGCUGAACCUUUGGCAAAAAAAUGGAGUAUUCAAAAUUGAAAUUAUUCAACCUCUUUUGGACAUGGCAGCAGGAACCAGUAAUGCUGCCCCAGUAGCAGAAAAUGUUACUAAUAAUGAAGGUUCACCUCCACCUCCAGUUAAAGUUUCUUCUGAACCGCCCCCACAAGCCACUACAAAUUCUGUACCAACUGUACCACAGUUGCCCAGCUCUGAUGCUUUUGCUGCUGUGGCCCAGCUGUUUCAGUCAACUCAAGGUCAACAGCUUCAGCAGAUCCUGCAGACUUUUCAACAGCCUCCAAAACCACAGUCUCCUGCUGUAGAUAAUGCUGUGAUGGCUCAGGUUCAGGCUAUCACCGCGCAGUUAAAGGCAGCUCCGACACAACCACCUGAACAAAAAACUACAUUUGACAAGAAGCUACUUGACAGAUUUGAUUAUGACGAUGAGCCAGAAGCUGUGGAAGAAUCCAAGAAAGAAGAUGCCGCUGCCACCACAGCUGCCACUGCUGUUGCUGCUCCUGUGCCCGCUGCGGUCGCCCCUGCCACCUCUCCUCCGCAGGCACCCUUUGGAUUUCCUGGAGAUGGCAUGCAGCAACCAGCAUAUACCCAGCAUCAAAAUAUGGAUCAGUUUCAACCUCGAAUGAUGGCCAUACAGCAGGAGCCAGUGCACCAUCAGGUUCCACUUCCUCCUAAUGGACAGAUGCCAGGAUUUGGCCUUCUUCCUACACCUCCUUUUCCUCCCAUGGCUCAGUCUGUGAUUCCUCCAACUCCAGCCGUACAGCAGCCUUUCCAAGCUGCUUUUCCGGCACAAAAUGAACCACUUACGCAGAAGGCACAUCAGGAAAUGGAAGUAGAACAACCUUGUAUUCAAGAAGUUAAGCGGCAUAUGUCUGACAACAGAAAGUCGCGAUCUAGGUCAGCAUCCAGGUCACCAAAAAGAAGGCGCUCUCGAUCUGGUUCCAGAUCUCGGAGGUCUCGUCAUCGACGUUCUAGAUCUCGGUCCAGAGAUAGACGUCGGCACUCUCCUAGAUCUCGAUCCCAAGAAAGACGGGAUCGAGAAAAAGAAAGAGAACGCCGACAAAAGGGCCUUCCUCCAAUCAAAUCAGAAACUGCGAGUGUUUGUAGUACUACACUCUGGGUGGGACAGCUGGACAAAAGGACUACUCAGCAGGAUGUUGCCGGUCUCUUAGAAGAGUUUGGUCCAAUUGAAUCAAUUAAUAUGAUUCCUCCCAGAGGUUGUGCCUAUAUUGUUAUGGUUCAUAGGCAAGAUGCUUAUCGUGCCCUGCAGAAACUGAGCCGAGGGAACUAUAAAGUGAACCAGAAAUCCAUAAAGAUUGCCUGGGCCUUAAACAAAGGAAUAAAGGCAGAUUAUAAGCAGUAUUGGGAUGUAGAACUUGGUGUUACUUAUAUUCCGUGGGACAAAGUCAAGCCUGAAGAACUGGAGAGUUUUUGUGAAGGAGGAAUGUUGGACAGUGAUACACUUAAUCCAGAGUGGAAAGGAAUUCCCAAGAAGCAUGAAAACGAAGUUGCUCAAAAUGGAGGGGCAGAAACCUCACACACAGAACCAGUAUCACCCAUACCUAAACCUUUACCUGUGCCUGUCCCUCCUAUUCCUGUUCCCGCACCUAUAACAGUACCACCUCCACAGGUCCCACCACAUCAGCCAGGGCCUCCUGUCGUCGGUGCUCUCCAGCCACCCGCCUUCACACCUCCUCUGGGAAUCCCUCCGCCGGGCUUUGGUCCUGGUGUUCCUCCCCCCCCUCCUCCUCCACCAUUUUUGCGUCCAGGAUUCAACCCAAUGCAUUUACCACCAGGUUUUCUUCCUCCUGGACCCCCACCUCCUAUCACUCCACCAGUAUCCAUUCCUCCUCCUCACACACCACCAAUAAGCAUCCCAAACUCUACUAUCGCUGGUAUAAAUGAAGACACUACAAAAGACUUAUCUAUUGGAAAUCCCAUUCCAACAGUGGUGUCUGGGGCUAGAGGAAACGCCGAGUCUGGUGACAGUGUGAAAAUGUAUGGCUCUGCUGUGCCACCUGCUGCACCCACGAAUCUGCCCACCCCUCCUGUAACCCAGCCUGUUUCACUUCUUGGUACUCAAGGAGUUGCACCUGGUCCUGUAAUUGGGCUCCAGGCACCAUCCACUGGUCUUCUUGGUGCCCGACCUGGCCUGAUCCCACUCCAGCGCCCUCCAGGAAUGCCUCCACCUCACUUACAGCGAUUUCCUCUGAUGCCACCUCGUCCCAUGCCCCCACAUAUGAUGCACAGAGGUCCACCACCAGGACCAGGGGGCUUUGGAAUGCCUCCCCCUCAUGGAAUGAAAGGUCCCUUUCCACCGCACGGCCCCUUUGUUAGGCCUGGUGGAAUGCCAGGGCUUGGGGGCCCGGGACCAGGCCCCGGGGGUCCUGAAGACAGAGAUGGAAGGCAGCAGCAACCACAGCAGCAGCCACCGCCAACCCAGCAGCCGCCGCCAACUCAGCAGCCGCCACCAACUCAGCAACAACCACAACUGUUUAGAAAUGAUAACAGGCAGCAGUUCAAUUCAGGUCGAGACCAAGAAAGGUUCGGAAGAAGAUCUUUUGGAAAUCGGGUGGAAAAUGACCGGGAACGGUAUGGAAACCGAAAUGAUGAUAGAGAUAAUAGUAACCGUGAAAGGAGAGAGUGGGGAAGGAGGAGUCCUGACCGGGACAGACACAGAGACUUGGAAGAGAGAAAUAGACGUUCUGGGGGGCACCGAGACAGAGAGAGAGAUUCUAGAGAUAGAGAGCCUCGUAGAGAGAAGGAAGAAAACCGAGGAAAGGAAAAGCCUGAGGUGACAGACAGGGCAGGUGGUAACAAGACCCUCGAAUCUUCCAUUAGCCAAGUGGGAAAUGUAGACACUGUUUCAGAACUUGAUAAGGGGGAGUCUGAGUCUGCAGCCGUAAAACCUUCUGAAGAGUUGCCUGCUGAGGCUACCUCAUCCGUUGAACCCGAAAAGGAUUCUGGCUCAGCAGCAGAGGCUCCUCGUUAGAGACUGGAAUUUAUUAAAAUGUGACAGUGACACUUCCUGGAGUGUAGCGCUGGAGGUGUACAGAUGCUGUAUUAUACUUGCUCCUGCUAUAUCAGCCCCGCGGUAGUUUGUGGGGAACUGUAAGCAAUUUGAUUGCUUCCCUUCUAUUUAAAAAUAGCCACAAAAUAACAAAAAAUACUGAAAAUAUGAAUAAAUAUUACCCUUUUUGCUGUAACUUUUUAAAAGUUUUGACUUUAAAAAGUUUACAAAUCGUAAUUAGAAGUGCUCUCUAUUUUUUUUUUUUUAAUUUAAGACAAGGUAACGGUGAAAGCUCCUCAAAACAAUAGGGAUGUUUUUAAUAAACUCUAUUUUCGUAACAAACUUUAAUGUGUGCUAUUCUUCGUACACUGCAUUAAGGUGGAAAAAGAUUGUUCACCAUCAAAGUUUGAGCUGUUACUACUGUGUUGGAGUCUAAAUUAGACUUAUUUGGUGGAAAUAGACUUCUUUAUGUAGUUUGGAAACACUUUCAUUUGUAAUGAAAUGAACUUUUUGAUUUUUAGCGUUUCAAUCAUAAGGUAAAAGUGGUUUUAAUGUUAGCUUUGCAAUUCGAUCAAGUUUUUUUAGCCAUUGGCUUUGUGGUAAUUGUUGCCCUAAUUAAUUUGUAAAGAGAAAUUUUGCUGGGGGAAAAAUUGGAUCCCAGCAUUACCCAUUGUACUAUAAAUUACCUGAUUGCCUGGGUAUUACUUAGAAGGUUGGGUGUUUUUCUUACCAUCCUAUUAAAUUUUUCAAAAGGGUGAGGGAAAUCAAGAUUAACAUUUACAACAUAAAAGCUUUUUGUCUUAUUUUAUAUGUUUAAGGACUUAAAUGCAACCUAUUGUUACUUAUAAGCCUUGCCUGUUGCCUUUCUUGACUACUUUUUUAAACUCCCCUGCUGGGCAGAAGUAGACUGGACUUUUUGCCACCUAUGAAGUGCUUCAUCUCUUUGCUUAAAAUUAACUAGGAAAAAUAGUUGUAGGUUAUCCAAGGACCUUUACAUGAAGAUAUCGAAAGUCAAGUGAAGCCUAGGUGUGGUACAGAAGAGCAGUUCUGUCAAACUGCUCACCCAGGGCAGAGGAAAGACCGCCAGGUACAAGAUUCCAGUAUUCAUGGCCUUGUUGAAACGUUUUUCUUAAGUUACAUUUUUCAGCUGUCCUACUUUCAGUGUGCUGAGCAGUUAACAUUUUCUUUGCCCUCAUCCUUGGGCGAAGCUGCUUUAUUCGGUUUUCAGAUAUUAAGAGUACUCUGUGGCAAGAUCGUCAAUGGGGAGACUGUAUCUAGGGCAAUGUUCUUGUGUUCCUGCCUUUAGAAAAUGAGAGAGAAUCCCGUUUCCUAUCUGCAGACGUGAAGGACAAAAUGUGUCCGUAGUUUUGUCGGCCCACCGAAAAGAUUAAAAGUCCUAACAAACUGCUUUUGGAAAGAAGGAAACAUCUGAUUACUUAGUGUUCAGAUUUCAAGGAUUUGCAGCCUGUAUUUCCAGUUGAAAGUAUUAAGACCACCUUUUUGCACGUGACAAAACCCCCGAAGUACUAAAAGGUGUAGCAGUUCCACUUGCCUUAAAGGUCCCAAGGGAGUCCCUGUUUUGAGUUUUAUCCCAUAUAUGUAAGAUUCUCUAUUAGUGAAGUCUUAUUAAAUACUGUUUGUUUUUCUCUACUUGACAGCGGUUUGAACCACUUACUGUGAGCAUACUGUUUUCUCACCUUGAACUUUGAAACCACAAUUUGUCCUCCAAAUUAGUUUCUCCUCUCCUAAACGAUGUACAUUUGAUAAAGUACGUCAUACUUAUGGUCAGUCAGAACUGCAGCUUAUUUCUGGUUUUGCUACCAGAAAUAUUUUACAAUUUUCAAUUAAUAGAAACCUGUAAUCCACAGUCAACCCUGAGUUAGAUUAACAUUUUAUUUAAAAGCAUUUUUGAAUAGGUACUUAAGUACUUACAUUAAGAGAAACAGACUUGAAUUCAUUAAUUGGAUGGGUCAAUUCUUACAACAGCCAGUACCCACAAACAUUUCGUUGGUUCUAGCUUACAGUGCUAUCUACUGUAUUUCUUUAAAGGGCUUAUUCUGGAAGUAGAUUGUGCCAACUUCUACUUUUACUAUAAACUAAACGUUCACAGGUCUACAAAAGUGGAAUAUGUGCCAUUUUGAGAGGUGGGGAAAUUAUUCUCAGCUAACAGACUACACAUAACUGCCCAUUCACAAUUUCACUAAAAGUUAUCAAAGGGUUCUUGAUUUAAAUCAUAACAUCUACAUUUUAAAAGAAACCUAUGUACUUUUUGAAUCAAAUGCUAAGUGGCUAAAGUAGGGAAACCACCUUAAUUUCCCUAAAGCUGACAAAGGAUAGCCUCUGUCCAAGAUUAAAGUUCAAGUUAUUCUUAGCUAAAAGACCAGCUGCUGAAAAUUUAAACAUUUUGAUUAUCUCAUAUAAAACUUCUAAAAGAGAAUGCUAAGAAAUAAUUAAUGCCUGUCAACCUAUUACUAAAUCUGUUCCAUUCAAACUAUAUGUAUGAGUAUCAGCUAAUUUAGAUUCUAAUUUGGAUACCUUACUAGGCUCAAAAUACAGUGCCAUCUCGGGUAUUUGUUUAUUGCAGGUUUGAAUGAGAACUGAACAAAUGUAGACAAUUAAGUUUAAUACCUGUAUGAGAUUAAGUCUGGCAAAAUACAAAGGUCAUUGAAACACAUUUUAAUUGAAUAUGAGUUUUAUAAAGUACAAAUCUUCCAACUGAUCGUAAAUCAGUUCUCAUUGUAGGUACUUAAAACAAUUUAAAAAAAGACACAAAUUACACUUUUAAGGUUACAGUGUUUAAUGUUUAUCAGGUUAAACUUCUACAACUAGCAAGGUAACAGAGGAGUUACUAGGACUCAGACCUCGUCCUAGGGAAUGUUUAUUGGGCGAUCCCAAUUACACCACAAGCCAAACGACUUCCAGCAUUUCCCGUCUUUUUACUU
Molecule: messenger RNA, 6725 nt
Organism: Rhinolophus ferrumequinum (greater horseshoe bat)
Lineage: Eukaryota; Metazoa; Chordata; Mammalia; Chiroptera; Rhinolophidae
Gene: SCAF4
Product: SR-related CTD associated factor 4
Exons: 20
Coding region: 421-3765 (1114 amino acids)
Biological process (GO): negative regulation of termination of RNA polymerase II transcription, poly(A)-coupled
Cellular component (GO): nucleus
Molecular function (GO): RNA binding; RNA polymerase II C-terminal domain phosphoserine binding
Source: RefSeq, a predicted model, not a curated record